AUGGGCAAGGCGGAGCCCCUCAGUGCGCGCCGCCUGGAGCGAUGUGUUCAGUGGGUGCUGGCAAACCCUGUGGUGCCCGGCUAUGGCGGAGCGCCAUUUGGUGUGCUCGCCGCCCUCGGCGGCGAGCCUGCCCUGCAAGAAGCCGCCCAGCGCGCUGCGAAGCUGCGCGUCCCACAGGACCUCGCUGCCCUUGAACCCAGGGCGCUCGCGCGCCUGGAGGCGCGCUACGCGCUGUCUGGCUGCUCGACGGCGGCGCCACCCGUGGACGGGCCGCAGGGCGGUGGCGCGGCUGGUGGCGGCGGCUGUGCGGCGGGACGGUGGCUGGUGGAGGGGCACGACCAGGUGGCCGACCUGCUGGGGCUGCUGGCGCUGGAGGUCGACCAGGCGGCGGCGCGGCACAAGGAGCCAGGGGACAAGGUUUGCGCAGCUGUGUCCGCUGCCGCCGGCCAGGCCUUGAACUACUGUGCGGCCGCCCGUGCGGCAAUCACUGAGCUGCACGCCUGGCGGGCUGCACGCAGUGAGCUUGGAGACUUGGGCAUCAGCCCCUCUACCGAGGACGUCGCCCCGCUGCUGGAGGCGAUCACCUGCCUCAAGGGCACGCAGGCACUGCUGUAUGAUGUCCAGCCCUGGAUGGAGCCCCUCAUCACGCGCCACACCCACCGCCAGCUGGACGCCUUUGUCAACGAAUCCCUGCCGGCAAUUUCAAAGGGCGCGGCAUCCAACCGGCGCGUGCAGCACCUGGCUGCGGCUCUGCAGUCCGUCUUGAUGGGCCAGCCGGGCGCUGUGGAGUCGCUGCCGGCAGACGUUUGGGCCGACGCGGCGCGCAGCAAGGGGCUUGGGGUGCCAGCCAGCGAGGCGGGCGAUGGCGGCGCUGACGUGCAGGAGUUUGACCAGCAGCAGCCCCACCUGGGACUGCGCAGCACAACGCCGCAGCGAGCAGCGAUGCCCCCCAGCAUCCCCGAGGCGGGCCCUGUGGCCGAGGCUCACGAGAGUGAUCCUGCCCUGCCUGUUGCACCGCCACUCAGCCAGCAGCCGUCAGAGCGCGCCGCAAGUGACGCAGUACCCACCUCUGCUGAGCAGCAGGAGCAGCAGGUUCAGCAGCCACAACAGCCACCAGAGCAGCAGCAGGAACAGGAGCAGCAGCAGCAGCAGCAGCAGCAGCAGCAGCAGCAGCAGCAGCAGCAGCAGCAGCAGCAGCAGCGUCAACACCCACAUCAGACGUGGGAGUUCGUUGCCAAGGGGCGGGGCAGUGCCGGGUUGUCAGCUUCAGCUGACUCGCCGCCCGCAGAUAUGGACUCCCAGCCAUUGACGGGAUUGUCAGAGCAGCAGCCAGGCACGGCCGCAAUUGAGGCUCAAUCCGGGCGCGAAACAACCACCCAGCGCACAAGCUGGAUGGCGCGGCUUGCUGUCCGCCACCGCGAUCCCGCCGCUACGCCAACCCAGCACAUGCCGUCAGACGGCGGCGGCGCCCCUUGGUCGCCACCCACCACCAGCACAUCACUGGACAGCGCCGCGCCGCUGGCGGCGGCCGUGCACCGCGUCCUCAGGGAGCCCUCCCUCGCGCGUGUGCUGCGGGAGCACGCCGAGCAGCCGCCGUCGCCGACUGUGGCGGAGCUGGUGACGCAUUUUGAGAAGAUCGUCGUGCCGGGGGCCGAGGGUGGGGACGGCAGCGAGUGCGCCAUCAGCCCCGUAGAGCAGGACCCCCCCGAUGCCGGCGGGCCCCUGGAGCCAGCGCUAGAGCAGCGCGUGAGCGUGGCAGCCAGUGACAGCAGUGACGAGGAGCGCGGCGAGCAGUUGGAGCCGCCGCUAUUGGCGCUGCAGGGGCCAGAGCUGCUGUCAGUACCUUCAGCAGACAGGUCCAGCGAGUCAGCGUCAGCAGUGGCGAUAGACGAGGCGGCUGAGGCCCCGCCGGCGGGCUCUGCCCCCGAGGUUGCCGUGUUGAACGCGGCUCCGGCCGCCCUCGCUGCAGCGAGUGGUGCAUGGGCGUCUGGGCAAGAGGAAGAGAGCGAGCCGCCGCGGUCUGCGCUGGAGCACACCUCUCAUAUGGUGUUGGAUCAGCAGCCAGGGCCAGUGCUCCAGGCAGGCGAGCAGCAGGGUGCUGAGCCGCACGAAUCAGAGGGACCUCAGCAGCAUGAUACGGAGGUGGCGCCCCAGCAGGCAUCUUCCUUGCAGCAGGCGUUGCAGGCAGUGGCUGUGCACAACUACUACUCCAGCGGAGACUCGUCAGAUGCAGCAGAGUAUUCGGAGGAGUUGCUGGGGCAGCGGCAGUGGCAGGGCGACGAGGAGUCAGGAGAGGAGGAGCACGUGCACAAUGAGGCGAUGCAGCAACUCCAGCAGCAGGAUGCGCAGGAGGAGGGCGAGGAUGCUGUGACGGACGACUACGAGCACUGGCGCCAGCACCAGGACGAGUCUGAGGGGAGUGCAGCGCUUGGCUGUGCGGCGCUGUGCUCUGAGGCCUUGGCAGCAUCGGCCGACCAGCCAGCUGUUGGGCUCCAGGGCCCCGCAGCAGCUUCAGAUGUUGACGUUGAGCUGCUGCAGCCCAUGCAGCUGCCAUGGGUUGUGCCCGAGCAAGCGGCGCAGCAGCGCAACUCAGAGGCCGCGCUGCUGGAGCCCAUGCAGCUGCCAUGGCUGGCAGAGCAGACGCAGCCCCAGCACCAUGUGGAGUCACCAAAGCAGCCGCUGGAGGCGCCGCCCUCCGAGGCCACCGCUGCUGCUCCGGCGCAGCCGGGCAGCUCAGGGAGCCUGCUCAGGCGGCUUACGAUGAGGCUGAAGAAGCCAGCAGCCGCGCAGCAACAGCAGCCGCCAGAGUCGGCCAUGCAGGUCAUAGGCGGUGAGUGCGCCGCGUCGCCAGCGUUGGCAGCAUCGCCAGUGAGUGCGGCUUCGCCCGCCGUCUGCGCUACUUUUGGCGUGGCAGCGGGUGGCGCGCUGAAGGCCGCAACAUCUGAAGGCAUGGCAGCUGACCUUGGGGUCACUGACACAGCGGCUAACGUGCCGGCCGCCACCAGGGUUGCGGCCGCAUCAGAGCCUGAGAUCGUGCCGGCGGACGACCCAGCGGCGGCGGUGGUUGGGACAGAAGCAGCUGUUGACAGGGCGGCAGAUGCGGCGGCGGUGGCGUUGGAGUCUGCAGCAGCACCGGCAGCAGCGCUGGCUGCAGGGGCUGCAGCUGGGGCGGCGGCUACAAUCCCGGCGGCGUCCCCGCCCGUCAGCCCUGUGCGCGCCAAGCUGUUGAAGCAAGGCGGGGCAUUUGCGCGGUUCUUCCACUUCAGCAAGGGAGGCCGCAAGGGCGCUGAGGCGAACGUGGUGCAGUGCGAGGCUGAGCAGCACUACAGCGACGACGCGGCCCAGGCUGCGCCCACCCAGGAACCUCUGCUGCAGCCGGUGCAGGGCCUGCAGCGGCCAGCAUCUAGCCUCGUCGAUGUGCCGCCCGGCGGGGCUGUGUUCAGCAUGGGCGCCUGCGCAGCCGUCUGCGCCGCCUCCGAGGGCUCGCCGGACUCCGGUGAUGAGGCGGCCUCCGAGCAGCAGCAGGAGCAGCAGCAGCAGCAGCAACAGCAUGGGGGCGAUUGUUCGGAGGAGCCCAGGCUGGAGGAGGGGCAGGAGCUUGCAGCACCGCGCAGCUUGCCACCCCGUCAGGACUCAGCUGUGGCGCCGGUUGAGCACCCUGGAGACCGCUACAGCUGCGCAGGGGGCGUCGCGCCGCUGAAUGCCGUUGCGUCCGCCGAGGUAGACACGCCCGCUUCGCCCGGCUUGGCUGCAAAUGCCGUUGGGGCACCAUCCUCACCGGGCUCCGCCGUGGUUGCUUUGGACACAAGCUUGCCUGCCGGUGGCAUCAAAGGGCGCAAGGACGCGCCUAAGGGAGCGUUUGCUGCCGCCGCGGCGGCUGCGGGCGCCGCGGCGCGCUUCAAGCGUCUCGGGGAGACGCUCAAGCUCAAGGCCGGUACCAUGGAGCAGCAGCUUGCCCCGGCCCCUCCACUCGCUGCGCCGCGGCCGCUGGGAGCGCUGCCGGCUGGCCCGGCGCUGUCAGCAGCGGCUCUGCUGUUGGAGCAGCUCGUCCUCGAGCUGCAGGCUGACAGGAAGUGGCGCCUGGUGCAGCAGGUGGCGGGCCGCAGCCAGGCAGACGCCGUGGCACCGGGUCUGCGCGACGCGCGCGAGGCGCUGAAGGCCGUCCAGCUGCUGCAGCUUGUCGGCGGCGGCCGGAUGGCUGCCGCAGUGGCACGCGCUUGCGAUGUCUCGCCGCUGUGGGUGUUCCCCGUUUCGCAGGAUCACGGCGAGGCGGCCGCGGCAGCGGCGGCGGCGGCAGCUGCGCCAAGCUUGCCAGAGGCGCUGUGCGCCGCAGGCACUGCGCAGCUGGCAGCGAGCCGGCUGCCAUGCGAAACGCCGCUGGCGGCGCUGCACGUCCUGAGGGACGCCUCAAACGGCGUUGCGGCGCGCAACCGGACGCUGCUGGCGCUGGUGGGGCACCAGGCCCAGCGGAUGGUACGCGGCUACCUGGACGCCACCGGCGAGCUGUGCUACAGCCACCACAAGAAGCUAGCUGCCAGGCAGCUGCUGAGCAGCGAGCUGCUGCGUGUUGCGCGGCAGGAAGGGCCGCUGGUGCGCGUCGAGCCGCUGGCGUUUGACUCGCUGCUGCGCGGCCUUGCACUCGGCAUGCCCGGCACCCCGCCGGGCACGAGCGGCUGCAGCGACACCGGCGGGCUCACCGCCCGCAGUUGCGGCGGCCAGAGCACCCUGUGCGGCGGCCAAACCGCUCGGUCGCAUCGGCAGCGGCGGCAGCGCUGGAGCGUGGAUGUGACGGCGGCGCUGACCACAGGCUUUGCUGACUUGCUGGCCGCAGAUGCGGCGCGGCUGGUCGCAUCUUUUUGCGCCGAUGGACCCACGGCGCUGGUGGAGCUGUCGCUGCAGCAGCGUGUGCUUCGCCGCACUCACGAGCUGCUCUUGGAGUACGUCACCCUGCCGCCCUGGCAGGAGAUCUGGGCGCGCGCCAAUUGUCCCCCCGCCGGCGCCGUUGCCGCCGAGGGCCGGCCGUGCGGCAGCGCUGUUGGCGACGCCGCGCUCUCGGGCGUGUCUGCGAUGCUCGCAGAAGCGGUGUUCGACAGCCAGGCGCAGGUGCUGCUCGCGCCCUGGGCGGCAGCGGCCCCAGGCGGUGACGCGGCAGCGGGUGGCGCCGUUUGCGACGUGGUCGAGGACCGGGUGCGGGGCCUGUUGGCGCCGUACCGCGGCUUCUUUGGGCGCCAGCACCUGGCGGCGCUGCUGGAGGUGGAGGGCGACUGGGCGAUGCAGGCCCUGCUUGAGGCGGCCCUUGAGCGGUUUGAGGAUGUGCAGGCGCCCCUGGCAGCAGCGCUGUGCGCUCUGCAGGCAGAGUUGCCGCCAGCGCUGCUGUCUCGUCCCAGCCCCGACAUCUGCAACACCGCUGGCGCCCUGUACCGCGCUUACGCUCAAGCUCUGGGCCUUGACGGCGGCGCGGGGCCGGGCAGAGACGACGGUUCUGCGACAUCCGCGCUAUGCCUACUGCAGUGCGCCGGCAACUGCCUGGCGCUCCUGCACAUGGCCAAUGUGGCCGUGGGCAGCGUGCUGCCAUCGCGGUUUGCGCAGGCGGCGCCGAUCCUGGGGAUCACAGCCGUCCCUACAGCUGGCGCUAGCAGCACCAGCAUGGAGCACGAUGGCGGCCCCUCGCCGGGCUUGCGCGCGCCGCCGUUUGAGGACGGCGCCCCGGGCCACUUCCAGUGCAUGCUGCUGGGCCCCAGCGCGCGGCUGGUGACGGAGUCGCAGCUGCUUGUGGUGCAGUCGUGCGAGCUGCAGGCGUGGCGCGCGACGCGUGGAGUGGAUUGCAUGCCGCGCUGCUUGGGGCGCGUUGGCGCCUGCCUCAGGGACUUACAAGAGGUGCUUGAGGCGGCCGCCGUGCUCGCCGCGGUGGCCGCCCAGGACCAGGCCUCCCCAUCGCCGAGGCGUGGCGCGGCGCGGCGGCCAGACAGCACUGCGGUGGAUGCGGCAGGGUCGCCGCAGGGCGGCGCGGUUGAGGACCAGCAGCCUCCUUUGGCAGCAGCUUCUGAGCAGGGCGGAGCGGCUGGGGAAGGGGAUCAGGGGCAUCGCCACGAGGUGGGCCGAGGGCCACCAGCUGCUGAUGCAGGCCAGGAGGAGGAAGAGGAGGAGGGGGUGGACAAGCAGGAACACGAGCGGCGGCAGGAGCAGGAAGGCGUCAGCAACGGCGGUGCACCCUGUCAUGAGCGGCGGACAGCGGGCGGCGAUUCUGUGGCCACGUGGGACCUGUCCCUGCCCGGCAGCUUUGGCGGCGCAAUGCCUGGGCAGCAGCCCUCGCGCACCACGGGCGGGCUGUCCGGCGGCGGCGAUGAGCUGACACCGCCAACAUCUGGGCGGCCCCGGGACACGACGGCGGGCGGCGGUGCAGAGGGCGAGGAAGAUACGAAUUGGUACGUGAACACGCGCGCAGUGCACAGCCGCCAUGACAGCGGCAGCCUGGACUCGGAUGGCAGCUACCGCCCCGGCGAGGUCGGCCUGACGGCGCGGCAGUACACGGAGCGCGCCGCCGCUGAGGCGAUGACGGGGCGAGAAAACCAGUGUGCAGAUGCUGGGGUCGGAGGAGGCGGCGAGGACGCGGGCGCCGAGGACGAGGGCGAUGGCCCCAGAGCCUCCCACAGGGGCCCGGCCGGCCUGCGGCGCUGGCUAGAGCAGCAGCGUCUGCAGGAGGGCGAGGAGGAGGGUGCGGAGGAGGAGGCGCCUCAGCGCCAGCGGCAUGAGGAGGGUCCUGUCGCACGCGGUCCCUCGCCCAGCAAGCUGGCAUACGUUGCACUGACCCAGCGCCAGCGCCAGCAAGAGCAGCAGCAGCAGCAGAGGGAGGGUCGGUGUGAGCCGCCGCUGCCGUCUGAGACCGUGGGCCCCGCGGCACCCGCCCCUGGCGGAGGCCAGGGCCGCGCGCCGCCGCCGCCGCUGCAGUGGGGCGGCGCGGAUGGCGAGCUGCGGUCCCCGGGGCCGCGGUCCGCCCACCUGGGCUUGGAGGCGUCCCCUCUGGCUCAGGUGUACGACGAGACGGUGGGCCAGCUGCUGGAGGUGCUCGCAGAGAAGGACCGGCUGCAGGGGCGCGUGACGAUGCUGGAGCGGCAGAUGCAAUGCAAGGACGAGCAGCUGCAGCUGUUCGCAACGACGCUGAGGACGCCGCGCUCUCACCAUGAAUCUGAAUCUUCUGGCCACGACGGCGCCGACCACGCCAGCACCGGCAGCAGCAGCGGCGGCAGCGACGCCGCCGACGGCGCCGGGCCGGCAGCCACGGUGGCGACGGCGGUGGGCGGCAUUGCGGAGCUGACAAGCCGCCUGAUUGGCGGGGGCCUUCGGGAGGAGGGCUCCCAGCCGCUAUUGGAUCACGAGCAGGGGGAGCUUGGAGUGGCGGCAAACGCCGGGGCCUCGCGCUGCGCACCGGCGGCCGACGAGGGCGGCGAUUCCGACUGCGCCGGGCCGCAGGGCGCACAUGUCCGCGGCGGCCGCCCUGCGCCGCAGCUGCCGCCGCUGAAGCUGGAGGAGGCGAUCGGGGCGGAGCGGCUGUCGCUGUCGCUGAGCGGCGGCGCGUCCGCGGCGGCAGACAGCGGCGCGGACGCGGGGACGCCGAAGCAGCCGGACUCACCGCCAGGGCGGCCGCGUGAGACGACGUUCCCGCGGCUGCUGCCGCCACCGCCGCCGGCGAUGGCGCUGCCCGCCGCGCUGAGCGCGCUGCGCUUCGUCCUGCUGCACCAGUGUGCCGCGCAGCCCAGCGAUGGCCCCGCGGCUGCGCUGGCGGGCGGCGCCUAUGGCGACGGGCCGCUGUGGGCGGCGGCGGCGGCGGUAGAGCUGCUGGGGCUGCGGCGCUGCUACCGGCGGCUGGACAUGGCCUCGUACCUGGCGCACUGGCAGCGCUACAACGUGGUGCACGCAGAGGGCCGCGCGGCAGAAAUGGCGGCAGCCGAAGAGGCGCUGCGCCGCGAGGAGGACGCCGCGGCGGAGGAGGACGGGGCGGUCGCCAGGGCCGUCGCGGCGGCCCGCGCGGCGCGCACGGCAGCGGCGGAGGACUCCGCGGCGGCGGCGGCCAUGGUGGCGGCGGACGCACGCGCAGCGCGUGUGUGGGAGCUGGCACGGCUCGCGGUUGGCGCGCAGGCCGCGCCGCAGGCACCCGGGGAGCCGGCGGGGGGCGGCGCAGUGUCGAUGGCAGCGCUGGGCGCGGCGGCGCCGCUGGUGGUGGGCCAGGACCCCGACCCCUUGGCCCGCCUGCCGGCCUGCCGCGCGCCCAUGCUCUUUGCGGAUGCGCCAAGCCGCUUCUCAUCCGCCGCCGCCGACGCCGAGCGGCGCCGAGCGGUGGCCCUCAAGCGGCCGUCUGCGGCGCCGGCCAAGGCGGGGCUGGUCGACGCCUCGAGGGCGGCGCGCGCAGUGGCGCGCUUCCUGGAGGUUGCGCCGCCCAGCGCCUACAGCCAGAGCGUGCGCGAGGCGCGCAGCGAGGUGGUGUCGCAGAUCGGCUCGAGUGCUGCCAGUGACAUCAUCAAGGGCAACGAGCGCUACCAGCUGCCGCCAGGCCUGCUGACCAGUGACCUGCGGGCUGCAGCCGCCGGCCCUGACGACCAAGCUCACAACACACUGUCAACACAGCAGGGCGCCCUGCUGCUUGGCGCCAAGGUAGCGGCCAUGUCUGGGGCUGCUGCGGGCACCGUGCACGCAGGUGGCGUGGAGGCUGGAAGAAUCCCUGGAGCUGGCGCGCCUGGCGCGCUGGGCACGCGCGGCAGGGCCCUGCUCGGGCGGCUGGCGGGCGUGAGGCGCAACUCAUGA
Molecule: messenger RNA, 8799 nt
Organism: Monoraphidium neglectum
Lineage: Eukaryota; Viridiplantae; Chlorophyta; Chlorophyceae; Sphaeropleales; Selenastraceae
Exons: 9
Coding region: 1-8799 (2932 amino acids)
Source: RefSeq, a predicted model, not a curated record